AUGGAAAAUGAAUUUCUUAAAGAUAAUAAUACUUUGGAGGAUUUUUCUAAAAAUGAAAAUAAUAUUUAUAUAAAUAAGGAUGAAAAAAGUAAAAAGUAUACUUUAAAUUUUGAUAAAUUGGAUAAAAAUCGUUUUAGCAAUAGUUCUAAUUUGGAUUCAGAUAAUUGCAAAUAUAAAAUAACGGAAUAUUUAAAUGAUACAACUGAUAGAAAAAAUGAAAAUGCUUUUAAAAUAACAUUGAAAAGCUUAAGAAAUUGUGAAAAACUUGAUUCAUACAAAAAAAAUUUUAAUUAUGUAAAAAAUAAUGAAAUAAAAACCUAUGAAUUGGAUAAUAAUCAUUAUUUAAAAAACAAUAUAAAAAAUAAUGAUAAUUAUAAUAGUGAUAAAAAUGCUGAUGGAAAUAAUAUUGAUAAAAGUAAUAAUGAUAAUAUCACUGAAGAAAUUUAUGAUAGUCUUACAUUUCUGAGAAAAGAUUCCGAGAAUUACAAAAAUAAUAUACUUUUUUUAAAUAAUAGAAAAUAUUAUUUAAAAAGUAUUAAAGAUUUAAAUAAUAAUGAUACAUUAGAAUUACAUAAGGAUAUAAGAAAAAAAAAAAAAAAAAAAAAAAGUGCUAUUAACUUUGAUAGUAAAAGCAAAAAGAGUAAUGUAAAUGCAUACGAAGAUAUUAAAAAUUUAAAAAUAAAUGCAGAUGAUGAAAAUAUAAACUCAUAUAAUUCAAAUAAUAAAGAGAAAAAAAAAAAUUCAACAAGUGAUUUAAACUAUGAAGAAAGAAAAAAAGAGGAUAUAGAAGAUUACAACAAAAAAAUCAUCAAUAAUAAUAUAAAUGUACAUUCUGUUUCUACAAGUAAUUUUAAUAAUAAAUGCUUAAAUAAAAUAAAUAUAAUUAAUUUAAAUAUGACUAAUAAUGAAAACAAUUCAAGCAAGAGUGAUAAAUCUAGUUUUAAUGAUCAUUUUAAAAAAAGAAAAUUAUAUGUAGAUCAAAAAGAGAUAACAAAUGAGAAUUCUUUUGAAAACGUAAAUAAUAACAAUGAUGUAAUGAAAUCACCAGAAAUAUAUAAUCAAUGCCCUUCUACUACUUUUCCAACUGCUUUUUCUACUUUUUCUCGUUUUCCAUCAAAUUACUUAAAUAAUUACAAAAGAAGAAAAAAAGAAAAUAAAUAUUCAGUAGAUACAAUAGAAAGUAAAAAUUUAAGUAAGUAUGAAAAUUUCGAAAAUUUUUUUAAUUCAAGAAAAAUUAAUGUGUGUGAAAAAAAAUUUAAAAAUAUGAUUAAAGAUAAUAAAUGCAAUUCCAGUGAUAGGAAUACUAUCAUCAAUUACACUAAUAAUAAUAAUAAUAAAGAGGAUGUUAGUUACACAUAUAAAAAUAAUUGUAAAAGUAUAAAAAAUAAUAAUAUCUGUAAUUUAUUUUCAAGUAGCCCCAAUAAUAAUAGUACAGGAAAAUUGAUUGACAAGAAUAAUAGGAAAAAUGUUUUUGUAAAUUCAUUUAAUGAAAAUUAUUAUUAUGAAACCAUAAACUUAAAAGAUAGUAAUUUAUUAAAAAAGGAUAAAAUAUACAACAACUUAAGAUAUUUUGAAAGGUAUUAUGAAAACUACAUACUUUUUAAGAGUUUUAUUUUUUCACUCAAUAGCCCAUAUACCAUUUCUUCUUUAUCAAAGGAACAUGAUAUUAAUGAAAUGAAUUCACUAAAAUAUAAAAUUUUAAAAAGUGAAAAAUACUCAUUAUUAAAUAAUGUGUCUACUUUUAAAAAAUUUGAUGAAAAAUAUUUUUUAGAAGAUUUUAUUACAAAUGAUUUUCAAUGGGUUGAAUUGGAUGGUGUUAAUUGUUCAUACGCAUAUGACUUUGCAUUUUUUGAUAAAACAGAUAAAUAUAUGAUAUCAAUUGAUGCACUUGAUGAAAAUGAUAAAAAUCUGAAUGAAAAAUGCAAUGAUAAUUCGAAUGAACAUUGGAAUGAAAAUUCGAAUAUUUUAGGAAAUACAAAAAAAAGAAAAAAAAAAAAAUAUAUGAAAGAUAAUGUAUUUUUUCAUAACCAUUGUAAAAAAACAAAUGGUGACAAUGAAAAUUCUAUUUUUAAUAAUGAAACAAACAAAAUUUUACAGAAUCUAAGUUCAAAAAAAAAUUCAAAUGAAAGGGUAAAAUUAAAUAAAAAUUAUGGUAAUUUAGAAAGAAUGGUUGAAGAUGACAUAAGCAAUAUAAAAUGUGAUUUACGUGAAAAUCAAAAAAAUUUUAUAAUUUUAUAUGCAAAAAUUUUAAACAUAAGCUUUAUUCAUUCAGCAAAUAUCCUAAAGCAAUUUAAUCAUCCAUCAAUCAAUUUAUUUAAUACAAACAAAACACAUAGUAUCAAAAAAAAAGAUAUAGAUAAUAGUUAUAUUGAAAACAAAUGUAAUUAUCAAAAUGAUUAUUAUAAUAAAGAAAUCAGCGAUGAAUAUACUAAAGAAAGUAAGAUUUCCUUAAUACAUAGUAAAAAAAAAAAUUUUGAAGAAUUAAAUAAAUUAGAUAAAAAAAAUAAAUAUAAAUCCGAAAAAGUACGUAAAACAAAAUAUACAAUUAAUGAUAUAAACACUCAAAAAAAUAAAAAUAAAUUUAUAAGUAAUAAAAUAAAAAGACAUUUAAAUUCUAUAAAUGUUAGAAUAAUAAUAAAAGAAUGGUAUAUUGAUUAUGGAAUUUAUCCUAAUUGUAUACCAUACAUUUAUGUUGUUUCUCAGAAUAACAAUAGAUAUAGAUUAGAUAAGCCGUUGGAUAAGUAUUAUGAUAUUUUUACAAAUGUUAGACUAAAAUUUGAAAUAACUACAAGAAUUCUUAAAACGUUGCAAGUAUAUCCUCAUAUUUCUUAUGAUAAAUUGAUUGGGUAUUUAACUUUAUAUGAAUCAAUUAAAAAUAAAAUUAAAAUAAAUGAAAAUAAACAAAAAAUCAAAAAUCAUGAUAUAAAGAAUUUAGAAAAUUCAAAUCAAAAUAUAAUUCAUAAUGAAGAUUCAACAUACUUUUUAAAAAUAAGAAAUAUAUCAAGUGAUGAGGAAAGUAGUAAAAAAUACAAAGAUGAUACUAAUAGAAUAAAAAAAAAAAGAAAUGAAGAUAUACUGAAAAAUUUUAAUUUAUCUGAAAAAAAUGGGACAGGUAUAUAUAUAAUGCCAGAUGGAACAAAAAGCAAAAAAUGCAUAUGGGGAGCAGCAUAUUCUGUUUAUAAAUGCGAUGAAAACGUUAUUAUUAAUUUAUAUAAUUUUUUAAAAAAAGAAAUUAAAUUAUUAGAAGAAUGUUUCAAUAUCAAUUAUCUAUUAAAUACUUCUUUUAUGAAAACCCUAAAAGAAAAAUUUUAUUCAAAACAUAAAAGUAACAAGGAAAAAACAAUAGAUAAUAUAUGCAAUAAUAAUAGUGAAUAUUUUAAAAUUUCGAAAAAUAUACAAACUGAUGAAGAUGAAGAAAAUACUCAAAAUAAUGAAUAUCCUCAUAUUAAUCUCGUGAAAAAAAACAAAAAAAAGAUAAUAAAUGAAAUUAACUCAAGAGACAAUGAGGAUACUUUAUAUAAAGAAUUAAAUAUAAACGAUGUAGUUACAAAGAAAAGAAAGAAUAAUGAUACUGAAAAUGUUGAAUAUAACAAUAAUGAAUUAAUAGUAAAAGAUAAAAAUGAAAUUAUGAAUAGCUUAUUUAAAGAAAAUGAAGUAAAUAUAAAAGAAGAAAACAAACCUUAUAAAGAAAAAUGCACUCAAGAUAUAAAAGAAAAUCUUAAAAAUUAUAACAUAGAAUAUAAUGACAAUUUAAAUUUAAUGGAAAGUAUAAAAAAGAAAAAUAAAAUAAAAAGUAAUAUAAAAAUACAAGAUGAAUUAUAUACUAAUAUUAAUGAUAGAAAUGUGUAUCCUUUUCCUUUGCCUUUACAUGUAAUUAUUCCUUUAAAACACGAAAUGUUGUUAAACAUUUGGACAUUUUUUUAUACUUUUAAAGAAAUUUUAGACAUAAAUAUUACAAUGAAUAACUUAGAAAAAAUAUUUUUAUUUAAAAGAAACAUAUUUGAUAAAAAAAUCAUCUAUCAAUCAAUUAAUAAAAGUUGUUUGCUGAAGGAAUAUAUAAAAAAAAAUAAAAUACCGAUCCCUCUAGAUGAGAUGAUUUUUUUUGAAAAAAAGACAAACGAUUGUAUUUGUGAUAUAAAAUACAAAGAUAAUAUACUAAAAAGUUUAUUAAUGUUAUUGCAUUAUUCAUUAUUAAUAGAUAACAUUAUAAAAAAUAAUUUUAGAAGAAAGAAAAAAAAACAAAAAUAUUUAAUAAAAAAAAAAAACUUUUAUGUUUAUCAAAUAUUUGACGAAUUUGAAAAUCCUUUAAUAAAUAAUUUUUUCAACUUUUCUAUUAAAAAUUAUUAUAAAUUUAAUAAGAAAAAUACGAAUAUGAUAACAAAAAACAUGGGGAAUCAGGAAAGUAAAAUGAAUGAUGAUAUAACUUAUUCUGUAAAAAAUUCGCAAAAAAAUAUUUACUUAAAGAAUUUAAAAGAAAUAAGUGUACAAUAUUGUACUAAAAAUUUAAAAGAAAAUAAAAACGAAGAAUUAAAUUUAAAACAAGAAAAAUGUAAAAAUGAUACAAACGAAUGGAGUGUAAAAGACGAAAAAGACUUAGGUAAUCAGGAAAAAAAAAAGAAAUAUGGUGAAACAAAUAAACAGAAAAUUUCUUUUAAUUAUUCUUAUUCAGAUAACAUACUGAAUUGUUCUGAUGCUUUAUCAUAUUAUUCAUCUUUGGAAUCAUUCUCGGAUGAUAUUAAAAAAAAUGAAUCUCUUAAAAUAAAUAAUGAAGUGAGAGAAGAGAAAGAAACAAAUAAUUAUGAUAAUAAGGGUGACAUUAGCAUUUGUGAUACAUAUAAAGAUUCUUUUUAUAUAAAUAAUUUCUCUAAAGAAAAAUGCCAAAAUGAUUGCAAAAAAAUUAAUUAUGAUUCUAUAUAUAAUACAUGUAAUAUAACGUUAAAAUGUGAUGAUUUAAAAAAUAAUAUAAUAACAAGAGAGAAUAAUAAAAUAUCUUCAAAUAUAGAAAAAACAAAAGAUAAUGAAAAUUACAAGGGUGAUAUAAAUAAAGAAAUAAAAUCAAGCAUAACUUGCGACAAUGAAAAAUUAAUAUCAACAAAUGAAAGUGUGAUAAAUAAAAUUGAAAAAGAGAAAUAUGAAAUAAACGAAUUAAAGCAUAAUGAAAUAAAUGAACCUAAAAGAAAGGAUGAAAAAGGAAAAAAAGAAAUAGAUGAGAAUGAUCUUGAAAAUAUGUUAGAUCAAGUAAAUUUCUAUGAUUUAACAGAAUAUGAACAAACCAUUGAUAAUAAUUCUUAUAUUAACGUUCUGUCAGACAUUUUUUUACAAAGGAAAAAAAAAAAAAUGAUUUUCGAAGAGUAUCAUGAUAUAAGAAUUCUUGAUAAUAUUACGUGGACAAUAUUAUUAAAAAAGUAUAUUUUCAUUAUUUUGUAUACAAUGAAACAUUCUUUUUAUUUUAAUAAAAAAAAUGAAAGAAAUAUCAAUGAAAAGAGUAGCGAUAUAAUUAAUAAUAACUAUAGUUAUGUUGUAUCUUCAAAUAAUAAAAACUUAGAUAGUUUAAACACAAAUUUGUCAAUCUCUAAAAAUGACAUGAUUCAUAAAAAUAUAAAAAAGGAUAAUAUUAACAAAUCUAAAAGUUUUGAUAAAAGUAUUAAUAAUAAAAAAAACAGCCAAAAUGAAUUAAUUUCGAAUGAUGGAAAAAAUUUAGAAAAUAUAAAUUUAAAAAAAUAUAAGUUAAGUUGGUUUCUUAAUUUUAAUAAAUUUCAUUUUUCUAAAAGUGAAAUCAUGGAAAUGAUUAAUAUAUUUAAAUUUUUAUGUAAAGAAAAUAAUACUUAUGAAAUGUUAAAAGAAACUGAAAAAAUGAAAAUUAUUAUGUUUUUCAUAAAUAUAAUAACUAGUAGUAAUAUUUCAAAAGAAUUUAUAAAUGAAAAAAUUGAAUAUUUGAAUAAUAUUAAAAGUUACAUUGUCAGUAAGCAAAAUAUAGAGGAUGAUAAUCAAAAAAAUAUGAAGAAAAAUUCAAAUGGCACCAAUACUGAUUGCCUAUUAAUGAAGACUCUACCUAAUAAAGAAAAUUAUAUGAAAUGUACUGAUAUGCAUUGGGGGGAAAAAGAAAAAAGAGAUAGCUACGAAAAGGGAAAUAUAAAUGGAAAAGAUGAAAAUACAAAAAGUAAUCAAGACAGAAAUACAGAAAAAGAAACAAUCAUAAAGAAAAAAAGUUAUUUUAACAGAAUUAAAGAAAAUUUUAACGUAAGAAUAGAUCUACUAGGUGAAGAUAGAUAUUUCAAUAAAUACUACUAUUUUGGUAGUAGUUUUGGUUACAUAAAUAGAAUAUAUGUACAAUAUAUGAAUCACAUUAAAGAAAAUGAUAGAGAAUGUUUUGAAGAAAGAGUUGGACACAAUUUAGAACAUAGUGAUAAUAAGAAUUGCAAACAAAUAAAAACAAUUUUUAACUCAAUUGAAGAAUAUAUCAAUUUCAUAAAUGAAUCAAAAUAUAAUUUAAAAAUGGGUUACAUAGAAGGUAUAGAUAACAUAAAUUUGUUUAUUGAAAGCUUCUCACCACAUCUAAUUAGAGAAAUAGAAUUAAAGAAGAAAUUUGUUGAAAUAAAAGAAAUAAUUGAAAGUAGUCAAUUAAAAAAUGAAGAAAAUUAUAUUAAAAAAUGCGUAGAAUAUAAAGAUAAUAAUAUAAUACUAAUAGAAGAAGAAAAUAAAGAAAGAAAGGAAAAACAAUUAAGUGAUGUAAUUAUUAAUGAAAGAAAAGAAAAUUUAAAUAAUGAAAAUAUAAUUAUACAUAGAAAAAUAGAAGAUAUGGAACAAUAUAAAUCUAAUGAAUAUAAUAAUAAUAUCUUGAUAAAAAAUAAAAUUUGUACUAAUUUAAGUAAAAAUAUUCAUGAACAUAUAAGUGACAAUAAAAAAUAUAAUGAUGUUACUUUAAUAAAUAACAUGAAUAAAGAAUUAACACAUGAAAACAAAAGUAAUAAUUUAAUAGUGGAUAAAAAAACUGAUGAAAAUCAUAACAAAAUAAUGUAUUUUACAGAAGCAGAAAAAUUAUUUGAGCAAUUUUUUUUUAUUAGUGAGAAGUUACUUAAUUUUAAGGAAGAAAUAAAAAAUAUUUUAAGUGAAUGUUUUGAAUUAGAAAUUGAUAAAAAAAUAUUUGAUUUUAUUUUUUUUUGUAUUGACAAUUUUAUAAAUAAUGAGUUAACAUAUGAUAUUAAGAAAAAUAUUUUUAUUAAAUAUCUUGAUUUUAUUUAUACUAUUGAAAAAUCUUUUUCUUCAUAUUCCUCUUAUUUCCUUAAGAAAAAAUGGAAUGUCUAUUUUCGUAAGAAGUGGAUUAAUGACUUGAAUUUUAUAAAAAAUGAAAUAAUUAAUAAUACAAUAAUUUUAAAUACAUUAGAUAUGUUACCUCUUUUAAAUAUUUAUUUUAAUUUUUUUCGUAUUUAUGGCUUUAAUGAAAAUAUCAUACAAAAAUUGAAAAAAUACAAUAUAGAGGAAAAUAUAUUUAAGAAAAUAAAUAAUGAUUAUGUUAUAAAAAGUGAAUUGUGCUUCAUUGAAAAACUUUUUGAAAGAGAAAAUAAAGAUGAUAAAAAUGUAAAAAACAUAAAAGAAGAUAAAGUCUUUAAUACAUGCUUAAAGGAGAGAAUCAACGAAUUAAGAAAUAAAAUAUAUACCUAUUUGCCAUAUAAAAAAAAUGAAAAGUAUUUUUAUUUUAAAGAAGGACAUUUAGAACAUAUGAAUAAAUUUAAUGAUAAUAAUUUUUUUAACAAAAAAGAUGACUUGAAUAUCUUAGCUAAUACUGAACAAGUCGAAAUUCUAGACAUAAAAAUUUUUUUAGUACCUAAUAAUAAAGAAGCUACAAAAGAUGAAAAAAUAUUGAAAAAAAAAAAAGAAACAAAAUAUAAAAAAAACGAGAAUUUGAACGAAAAUGAUAAUAAUAUUGAAAAUACCAAUGAUAAUAACAAUAAUGAAAAAAAUAAAAAUGAAGAAAAGGAAAAUAAAAUAAGAAAUAAAAAAAAAAAUGAAAAAGCUAGUAAUGGUAUAGAUGACACAAAGUAUGAUUUUCAGAAAAAUAAAACAAAGAACAAAAAAAAAAGUAUAAUGUGUAAAAAAUUAAAUCACAAAAUGAAGAAUGACAGGAAUUACUGCAAAUUACAUAAUGAUUUAUUUGAGAUAAAAAAGAUAAUUGAAAAACAAUAUAUAUCUUUAAAUGGUAAAAAGAAUAAAUUUUACUUCAACUCUUUAGCAAAUUUUACAAAAUUUUUAGAUACUCAAAUAAAUGAUAGUUUGUUUAAUCAAAAUGAUUUUUUGUUUUAUAAAAAUGAAAAUUUGUUACUAAGUAACAACAUUUUAUAUGGAAAUAAUAUGAACAAACAAACUAUAAAUAAUAACUUAAAUGAGAAUUAUAAUUUUUUAUGUCAACUACAUUGUUCUAUUUUACCCCGUCACUAUGAAAUAGCAGAUAGCUUAUAUAAAAAACUGAAUUUACCAAAAAAAAAUUCAUCAAAUGACAUUGUUAAAAGUCCUAACUUUUUUUUGUUUAAUAUAUUUUUUGAUGAAAAUAUGAAAACUAUUUUAUAUAUUAUACCUACAAAAAUGAUAUUGAACUCUUUAAAUAGUAAGUGGAAAAUCGGUUUAAAAUGUAAAAUACAAAAACCAUUAUGCUCUUUUGAUUAUUCUCAUUACGUUGCAACUAUUAAAGGAAUAGAUUAUAAUUCCAUGAAUUUGUGGAAGAAUAUAACUGUAAAAAAGGACACAAAAAAAAAUAAAAAAAACUCAAUUACUCAAAAAGUUAAUUUUUGGGAAUUAAUUAAAAAAAAUGACAUAUAA
Messenger RNA from Plasmodium gallinaceum, 8814 nucleotides. Its product is annotated as conserved Plasmodium protein, unknown function. Bases 1 to 8814 code for a protein of 2937 amino acids. The transcript has 3 exons. Lineage: Eukaryota; Apicomplexa; Aconoidasida; Haemosporida; Plasmodiidae. The record is from RefSeq and is a predicted model, not a curated record.